UAUUGAUUGUUUUCUUUACAAUGGUGGGAGAUUCAACUCUAACAUUGUCAAUUGAGAUAUGCCUAUUUUGACUAACUAAAUUGAUUUUGAAUUUUUUUUUUAAUACGGUGGGAGAUUUGAACUAUGGAGAGCCUCAAUCAUUGAAGUUCUAUUCAAGAAUUUUCCUAACUUUGGAACCAAAAGAAUAGAGACGGUAAAGUUUUGAGGCAAAAGAUAGAAGAGAUGGAUCAGAAUAAUCUUAUUGAGUGGCCUAUUGUAUUCGUUGCUAAAGCUUCUACUCCCACUCACAAUCUGUCUUGUAAUGUGAUUGCUUUGCUAAACCACUUUUGUGAGUGGAAUUAUUACUUGUUAUUUGUUACUCUUAUUCUAGUAACUGAGACAAAGAACCAGAAACCCAAAAGCAUUAACCAAGGUUUGGCUUUGGCUUAGGCCUCGUUCCUGGGCCUAAUCGACAUGCACGGAAGGUGUUUGUUAUAAUGCCAAACCCAAAGAGGUGGCAACUGGAGAAUGGUGGUAGAGGGCCAACCCACGGGUCUAGAUUAAUAUCAUUGGAGAAGUAUAGACCGCCUUCUUUCCCCAAAUUACUGUAGCUGUCGACGUAUAUUUACCUGCUUCAGUAAUGGGAGGCAUCUUCCCAACAAUGUGUUUCUUUGGUCACAACCAGUAGCCCCAUCUAAUGGCCUAUUAUCCCCGCUUUCAAUGUGAUAAUAAAGGUGCAAUAAGACAUUAUCCUUUAUUACAUAGGGUACUGUUAGCUUGACAUUUAUGUGGCUGCUUUCAGGUUCAAACAUUGCAACUGUGAUACAUCUCACGGAUGGCAAUUGAAUUUAUUGCAGCUCUCCAUAUUGGUUGGGUGAGAUCGUCUUUGGUCACUCCUAGUGAAUGGACAAAAGAUUUUUCCUUUUUCACCUCCCAUUUGGCUGGGCCAUGUUCUUUACACUGUUGUAGCAUCUUUGAAACCCAUUAGAUUGAAGAUUAGUUAUAGAUUACUACUUAUUUCAGCAAUCUUCGUUUGUACAGUACAGGAUAGGGUGUCUGCAAAAAGGUGGAGGGGACAUACUGUGAAAGUGCAUGGUGCUCCUUUCCCUUCAUAAAUUCGUGGUGGACCAGUACUUUCUCAUUUCUUUAUGUCUUUCUUUGUUCUUUACUGUGCUAGAUUUGUAGAGUCUCAGCAUGCUUAAUUGGCUGUCUGAUAAUCAGCUAUCACUAACUUUUGAAGUUUGAAGAAGACAUAUUAUCAGUUUCAACAACAUUUAAUUGGGCACUUGAUUAAUUACUUGAUGCCAAACAAUUGGGACGGAUGCAGUAUAAUUAUUGGUUAUAGUCAAGUCCUUUUGAGUUUAAUUAGCCUUAAACAUAGAACAUUUGCUUGAAAAGUUGUCAUUUUCUCAUUCAUCUAUUUAUGUACUGUGCAAGAAGGGUACUUGGCUAGACACUCGUAGCGUUAGUAAACGCAGCCAACUUAGAAAAGAACAAUAAUUGUUGAAGGGCUAAGGUUGCCGAUGGAUAUAUAUUAUGCCAGCUAAGCGAUGUUGACAAGAGAAGAAGAUUUACCUCUCGGAAGGAAUCCUUCUAUAAUAAUUUUCUAACCCCCAUUUUUUAGGAACCGGUUUCUGUGAUUUUAUGAUAUUUCUUUAUGUCUCCUUCGAGAUCUACCGAGUUUUUGUGAAAAUUUAUUAAAUAUUUAAGAAGUUAGUUGGCCAUGAACGAUUCAACUUGAACCCUUCUUGCAGAAUAUUUAGCAGGCGGGUUUUCAGCAAAGCAAUUGAUACCAUGGAUUGCUUCUGUCAAAGUAAAUGAAGCAUGGAACUUGAGAGAGUGUGAGAAGACCAGAGCUGUCUUGUGUCUUGUAUGGUGGGCCAACAUAAGGACGGAGUUUGGUGCAAUUUGAAUCCAAGGGAGCUUUCGAACUUUUUGCGGACCACAUCACCUACAAUAGACAAAUUGUUAUGCAGGCAUUUGCCGCCAGGACUGGGAGGAGGUUGAAGCGUGUUUCCCACUCUAAAUGCCAGCGAGUAGGUGUAGUAAGUACCAUGAUUGCUCUUUCCCAUUUAAUUUGAAGAGAAAGACGAGUACAGAGCCAAUCGGUUUUCUUUCAGUAAAAUGGAAAGUGGCCUUCCCAUGCUUAACUGUCUGUUGCAACACACUUUAAGGAGUCUGUGUUUGUCUUCAGACUCUUGUAGCUCUACCUCUUCUAAGUGGGUUUAUGCCAUUUUCUGGAGGAUCCUUCCUAGAAACUUUCCUCCUCCCAAGUGGGAGUUUGGCGGGAGUGCUCUUGAUCGCUCCAAAGGAAACAAGAGGAACUGGAUUCUUGUUUGGGAAGAUGGAUUUUGUGAUUUCCACGAAUGUGAAAGAGCAGCAAGUGGGUGUAUUACAGGGAGGUUUGGAGUUGAUCUCUUCUUCAAAAUGUCUCAUGAGGUUUACAGUUAUGGAGAAGGGUUAGUGGGAAAGGUUGGAGCAGAUAAUAGUCAUAAAUGGGUUUUCAGAGAUAACACAACUGAAAGUGAUCCGAACCUCAUCUCCUCGUGGAACUCAUCCAUUGAGCCUCAACCUCGGGCGUGGGAAUCUCAAUUUAAAUCAGGCAUUCAGACAAUUGCAGUCAUUGCUGUACGAGAAGGCGUAGUUCAACUGGGCUCUUUUGAUAAGGUCCCGGAAGAUCUCAAUUUAGUCAUUAAUGUACAGAGGAAAUUCAGCUACCUGCAUAGCAUGCCGGGUAUCUUUGCGGUUCAAAGGCCCUACCUCCCUAGCCAACAUCCAUACGUUUUAAAGCCAGAUGUCCAGAUGAUCGAAAACCAAUCUACUGGGUUGAAGAGAUUGUUCAGCUCUAUGCUUGAUGAAUCUCCUAUCAAAUCCAUCAAAUUAGGCUGGAACAACCCACAACAUUCCUUGGCCACUGGAUCGCCAGUGUGGCCAAUCCCACCUCUUCUUCCUUCCACUUCAUGCGGCCUUGGAACUUUUAAAGCGAAGUUUCCAUCUAAUAGCACCCCAUCUUGUGACAUCGAUGAUCGUCCUGACCCAGUCCAACUCAUGUCCAUUAACCACCCACACCCGAGUACAAUAAAAGCUUCUAACUCAGACGUAAUAAUAGAAACCUCCAACAAGUUAGAUGCAGCUCAAGAAACAGAAAAGAAACGAAAUUUCUUAAACCCAAGUCGGCAGUAUGAAGAUGGGGUGGUGACAGAGUUGGUAUUCAGACUUGGAGAGACAACCCAGAAUGGUCAAAAUCUGAAUUAAUUAGGAAAAGUACCCUUGCAAUGGCAUUAAUUGUCACAAAAAGGAUGAGUUUGGUACUUGCAUGGAUUUGGAUGGUUGGUUAGCAAUUAGCAUGCACCCAAAUUGUAUAAUCACCGUUUUUUUAGUAUCUGUUAAUAAAAAUAUCUAGCUCCUAAAGUAGUUUAAUUAUCAAACAAAGAUGGCUUUAUCUUUCAUUUGUGUCUCUCUUAAGUUAUUAGAGGAGCAAGCUGAAUGGUGGGAAAUGCCUCUCACCUCUCAGGCGUAGUAAUUGAAUCUGAAAGCACAAUUGAAUUGGAUUAUGGCAUUGGUUCCUUUGCUGCAUUAUCUGCAGUAUUAAAAGGAGUUCGAUUAGAAGAUCAAAGUGAAUAUAUGUGACAGUGAUGAUAAAGGGAUGCAUCCACUCAUUAAGGGCAGAGUGGGGCUCCACUCCGGUGGUCUAUCCCAAUCCUUCCUGCAGGUAGUAGUAGUGCACCACAGGCAAUGGUCCCCGGAAACAAAUUGGAAGAGAGAAACAUGACAAGAGAGUGUUAGAAUUUGGAUCAAGUUGUCUUUGACAUAUGAAUACCAUCACCCGACACAAUGGAUGGUCCUAGCUUUAAGUUUUCUUUUUUCUUUUUUCCUUUUUCCUUUUCAUCUUCAUGGGGCUAUGAUAUGAAUACGAGUUGCUUGUGGGGCUGCUUCCUAUUUAAUUGAAAGCUGUUGAUGACUCCUAUUGUCUUUGCUAAGAUCUUUGGAAAAUGAUUUUCUUUC
Messenger RNA from Benincasa hispida (wax gourd), 3984 nucleotides. NCBI's taxonomy places the organism in Eukaryota, Viridiplantae, Streptophyta, Magnoliopsida, Cucurbitales, Cucurbitaceae. The record is from RefSeq and is a predicted model, not a curated record.